Messenger RNA from Condylura cristata (star-nosed mole), 3275 nucleotides. RefSeq names its product FtsJ homolog 3 (E. coli) (gene FTSJ3). The record is from RefSeq and is a predicted model, not a curated record. The transcript has 20 exons. Gene Ontology annotation, biological process: maturation of LSU-rRNA from tricistronic rRNA transcript (SSU-rRNA, 5.8S rRNA, LSU-rRNA); rRNA methylation; maturation of 5.8S rRNA from tricistronic rRNA transcript (SSU-rRNA, 5.8S rRNA, LSU-rRNA). Lineage: Eukaryota; Metazoa; Chordata; Mammalia; Eulipotyphla; Talpidae. Gene Ontology annotation, cellular component: nucleolus; nucleus; preribosome, large subunit precursor. Gene Ontology annotation, molecular function: rRNA (uridine-2'-O-ribose)-methyltransferase activity; rRNA (guanine) methyltransferase activity. The coding region runs from base 387 to 2882 and encodes 831 amino acids.
CUGCGACGGCGCGGGAGCCUUGCGCACAGAAUUCGGCUUGGCUAACUAAAGAAGAGUUUAGUUAAAGUAUCUCCCCUCCUGACCCAACUUCCAACUUCCAAGAUCGGGAGGAGAGGAUGGAAGAAAAAAAAAAAAGUAGCCACGCUCAAAAUGGCGGAAAACUUGAAGCCGGGGACGCAAGCAGCGGAAGCGGAAGCGCGAGCGCGUUUGCGGCUUCCAUGUGCAGCUCCUAGUGUGGAGAACGGCGCCGGCUGCGAGCGGGCGGCGUGGGGCCUGCCGGUGUGCUAGUGCUGGCACCCGGGAGACGGAGAGCGGAAUCCCGCGCUCUGGGCAGAGAUCCCCACCUUCUGCCUUCUCCUCCGGCUGAGUGACUCUCCCCCUCCGCCAUGGGCAAGAAGGGCAAAGUCGGGAAGAGCCGGCGGGACAAAUUCUACCACUUGGCGAAGGAGACCGGUUAUCGUUCCCGCUCUGCUUUCAAGCUGAUCCAGCUCAAUCGCCGCUUUCAGUUCCUGCAGAAAGCCCGAGCCUUGUUGGACCUGUGUGCAGCCCCAGGGGGAUGGCUGCAGGUGGCUGCCAAGUUUAUGCCUGUGUCCAGCCUCAUUGUGGGAGUGGACCUGGUUCCCAUCAAGCCCCUUCCCAAUGUGGUAACACUCCAGGAGGACAUCACGACAGAGCGUUGUAGGCAGGCCCUGAGGAAGGAGCUGAAGACCUGGAAAGUUGAUGUUGUGCUCAAUGAUGGGGCACCCAAUGUCGGGGCAAGCUGGGUUCAUGAUGCUUACUCUCAAGCCCAUUUGACACUGAUGGCUCUGCGUCUGGCCUGUGAUUUUCUGGCCCGCGGUGGCUGCUUCAUCACAAAGGUGUUCCGUUCCCGUGACUAUCAGCCCCUGCUGUGGAUCUUUCAGCAGUUGUUCCACCGCGUCCAGGCCACCAAGCCCCAAGCUUCUCGCCAUGAAUCUGCAGAGAUCUUUGUCAUCUGUCAGGGAUUCCUGGCCCCUGACAAGGUCGACAGUAAAUUCUUUGACCCUAAGUUUGCCUUCAAGGAGGUUGAAGUUCAGGCCAAGACUGUUACUGAGCUGGUCACUAAGAAGAAGCCGAAGGCUGAAGGCUAUGCCGAGGGUGAUCUCACACUUUAUCACCGUACCUCAGUUACUGACUUCCUCCGAGCUGCCAACCCUGUUGACUUUCUCUCCAAAGCCAGUGAGAUCUCGCUGGAUGAUGAAGAGUUGGCACAGCAUCCAGCUACCACUGAGGACAUACGUUCAUGCUGUCAGGACAUCAAAGUGCUUGGCCGUAAGGAGCUUAGGUCCCUACUGAACUGGAGAACCAAGCUUCGGCGCUAUGUGGCCAAGAAGCUGAAAGAGCAAGCAAAAGCGCUGGAUAUCAGCCUUAGCUCGGGAGAGGAGGAGGGUGAUGAGUCAACAACCACAAUGCAGCUCUCUAAGGAGGAGGAGGAGGAGGAACAACUGAAUCGAACUCUUGCAGAGAUGAAGGCCCAGGAGGUGGCAGAACUAAAGAGGAAGAAAAAGAAACUUCUGCGGGAGCAGAGAAAGCAGAGGGAGCGCGUGGAGCUGAAGAUGGAUCUGCCUGGGGUUUCCAUUGCAGAUGAAGGGGAGACUGGCAUGUUCUCCCUGCGCACCAUCCGUGGUCACCAGCUGUUAGAGGAGGUGACACAAGGGGACAUGCGUGCUGCAGACACGUUUCUGUCUGAUCUGCCGAGAGACGACAUCUAUGUGUCCGAUGCUGAGGAUGAUACUGAUGCAUCUCUGGAUAGCGACCUGGAUUCAGAGGAGCUGGCGGGAGUUGGAGGACCUCAGAGCCUGACGCGCCAAAAGCGUGUACAGUUUGCUGAAGCAGAUGACGAUAAAACAGAGGAGGAAGAGAAUCCCCUGCUGGUGCCCCUGGAGGAAAAGGCAGCGCUGCAGGAAGAGCAGGCCAGCCUGUGGUUCUCAAAGGGUGGCUUCAGUGGGAUUGAGGAUGACGCAGACGAGGCCCUGGAGAUCAGCCAGGCCCAGCUGCUGCACAAGAGCCGUCGGAAGGGGCAGCCACAGCCGCCAUCACUGCCGCAGACUUCCAGUGUGAAGGUUAAACCUCCCUUGCGCUCAGAAGAGGCCACUAAGCGGGCAGAGUCUCCUUCAGGGACAGGGGCUAGCACUGGCGUUGGAGGGGAAGAAAGAGAUGACAGCUCAGACAGUGACAGCAGCAGCAGUGAGGAUGAAAACUGCCGGGACACACAGCGGGGCAAGAAGCGAAGCCGGGGACCUCAAUCAGAUGCCGAUGCUGGGUUUGAGAUCGUGCCUAUCGAGGAUCCAGCGAAACACCGAAUACUGGACCCUGAAGGUCUUGCUCUAGGCGCUGUUAUUGCCUCUUCAAAAAAGGCUAAGAGAGACCUCAUAGAUAAUUCCUUCAGCAGGUACACGUUUAAUGAGGACGAGGGGGAGCUUCCAGAGUGGUUUGUGCAGGAGGAAAAGCAGCACAGGAUACGGCAGCUACCUAUCGACAAGAAGGAAGUGGAGCAUUACCGCAAACGCUGGCGGGAAAUCAACGCACGUCCCAUCAAGAAAGUGGCUGAGGCGAAGGCCAGAAAGAAACGGAGGAUGCUGAAGAAGCUGGAGCAAACCAAGAAGAAGGCAGAAGCUGUGGUGAACACUGUGGACAUCUCGGAGCGAGAGAAAGUGGCACAGCUUCGGAGUCUAUACAAGAAGGCUGGACUUGGCAGGGAAAAGCGCCAAGUGACUUACGUUGUAGCCAAAAGAGGCGUGGGCCGCAAAGUGCGGCGGCCUGCUGGGGUCAGAGGUCAUUUUAAGGUGGUGGACUCAAGGAUGAAGAAGGACCAAAGAGCCCAGCAGCGGAAGGAGCAGAAGAAAAAACAUAAGCGGAAGUGAGCAGACUGCCCAGGCCAGGCCCUGAUGGGAAGACAGCCUAGCAGGAGCAGCGACUCAACUGCUUCUCAGCCUUCCCCUUGCUUGCAGCCGGAGAGGACAGUGAGAGGAGCUGCCCAGGACACUUCUCGGGGGUCCCAAGUGUGGUGAGGGAGGACACCCUCCUCCUGUCACCACAGUGCUGGGUAGACACCUGUGAGGAGCAGGCACCGCUGCAGCCCCCCACCCUGGGAAGGACGAUGCACUACUGGAUGAAAAAAUGCCUCUUCACAAUCAUAGUGGGCAAAUUCAGCUCUGGGGUAGCAUUCAUUAGUCUAUUUUGGGGCAGAUGGGGCUCUCAAAUUUCCCUCUAUUAUUACCUAAAUAAAACCAGGAUGAUGUCUUUUCUGAUCAUUU